Messenger RNA from Striga hermonthica, 824 nucleotides. The record is from the annotation of a GenBank genome assembly. NCBI's taxonomy places the organism in Eukaryota, Viridiplantae, Streptophyta, Magnoliopsida, Lamiales, Orobanchaceae.
UCGAAAGUUGUUCUUCCCUCCGCCUCUGUUCCGAGCAAGCCGUCGGGUUCCACUCCCGCAAGAGGUCUCAUGACCAGCGGGAACAGGCUUUGGCACCUGGCUCCUCGAAGCGCCAGGAGAGGAAAGAGCCAGAAGCCGUGGUCGACGCGAUUGCGCCUCUGGCUGGAGAGGGUGCGGGACAACCGUCGCCCGUGAGGGUGCAACUGGUGACCCUCCAACAACCCUCUCGACUUUAUGACAACCCCGACUCCCUCCAGAUUCUCAACUACCUCCAGUCAGCUCUUUCGGAGGACGACCGAGCAUGCUCCGACGGCAACCCAUAUGACAGAGCUCUUUAUGUCGCUCGGCUCAUUCCUCGGGUAAAAUAUAUUUUCAUGCGUUCAAUAAUUUUGAACUUUCUCAAUAUUCAGAUGCCGCCACGUAGGGAACCCGAUCAUCCGGCUCCUACUCAGGCUACAGUGGUCGCCCAGUUCCGCGACUAUCAUGCCGAAAAGUUCUCAGGGCAGGGAGAUCCACGCGUAGUGGACGAGUGGAUUCAGGGUAUGGAGUUUAUCUUCGAGGUCAUGGAGUGCCCUGAGAGAUAUCGCGUCAUUUGUGCUCAGCUUCAGUUCACCGGUGAUGCCAGGCUCUGGUGGAACGCUUACUGGGGCAUGCGUCCCGGUGAGAAGGCGGGAUGUACGUGGGAGAUGCUCAAGGAGUUAAUCCAUGAGAAGUACUAUCCCACAUACUACCGAGCAGAGAUGGAUCAUCAGUUUCUAUCGCUCCAGCAGGGUACUCGUACUGUUGACGAGUACGAGAGGGAGUUCACGAGACUUGCAGCUGUC